AUGGCCUUCAACAACCAACAGCAGCCGCCCAGAGGCCCCGCGGCCGCUGGAGGUAACCCGGACUUCAACGCCAUGCUCCAGCGCUCCAUGCAGGCGCCGGGCAGCCAACUGCAGCCGCAAAUCUCUGAGCUUCCUCGCGGGCCGUCGCCAGGUAUGGGCUACGAGGGCGUAUACAGUGCCACACCACCACCCCAGCUGUCGCAGCAACAACAACCACAUGGACCCAACGUGCUCGGUGGAGCGCGUGGCGGUCUUCCGCAGCCGAUACUCCCCGUCGACCUACCACCGCAGGCCUUCUUGACGUCAGCCAUGCUGCUAGACAUGGUGGACAAGAAGGUUGAUGUAUUGCUCCGCGACGAGAAAGAGUACAUUGGCAUCCUACGUUCCUACGACCAAUUCGCAAACCUUGUUCUCACAGAAUGCUACGAGCGAAUAGCAGCACGCAACCCCGACGCAACACCUUCCUCUGACCCCUCGGUCCCCCGAUGGCUGAUAAACGAUGUCAAGCUCCCCGGCGUCAUGACUGUACGAGGCGAGAAUGUCACCAUAUGUGCGACUGUUGACCUCGACCGGGAAGAGCAUCCCAGGGGCGCCAAGUUCGCAGAAGAGGAUCAAGUGAGGGCGUUGGCAGCGUCACAAAAAGCAGAGAGGAAGGAGAUAGACUCACGGCGAGCAAAAGCCCUAAGGCAAGCAGGCAUUGAGCCCGGGUUUGGUAUGCAAGGAUGA
Bipolaris zeicola 26-R-13 is the source of this 726-nucleotide messenger RNA. RefSeq lists its product as uncharacterized. The record is from RefSeq and is a predicted model, not a curated record. Gene Ontology annotation, molecular function: RNA cap binding. Gene Ontology annotation, cellular component: P-body; Lsm1-7-Pat1 complex. The transcript is spliced from 4 exons. Gene Ontology annotation, biological process: deadenylation-dependent decapping of nuclear-transcribed mRNA. NCBI's taxonomy places the organism in Eukaryota, Fungi, Ascomycota, Dothideomycetes, Pleosporales, Pleosporaceae. Bases 1 to 726 code for a protein of 241 amino acids.